Molecule: messenger RNA, 312 nt
Organism: Sungouiella intermedia
Lineage: Eukaryota; Fungi; Ascomycota; Pichiomycetes; Serinales; Metschnikowiaceae
Source: the annotation of a GenBank genome assembly
AUGGAUAUCGACGACGAUUACGACAAUUAUUCGGGCGACGAGGAAUUUAACGAGGAUUCGUUAACUAACGAAGAGUACGAUGCCUUAUAUGAUGCCUUGCCCAAGGUGAAAGAGGCACUUGCAUCGUAUAAUAGCGAUAUUGAUGACUUGGCCAUCAAAGAAGCACUUUAUUAUAAUUAUUUCGAGUUAGAACCAGCACUCGAAGAGCUUAAGAGCAAGUUCCCCAAGAAAAAAGGUAUGUUGAUUUCGUUUCUGCCAACCCCGUCACAGUACACUGGAGAUUCACUAAGUUCUAGAUUGCUAAUUCAUUAG